AUGUCUUAUAAAGGCUUUAUAAAUUAUAACAGUCGUGUCUCCAAAGAAGAGCAGGAGUUUUAUGAUUUAAAAAUUAAAGCUGCUGAAUAUUAUAGGGCAAACGGCGUCCCACAGAAGAUGGAGGGUGUCCUGAACGACAUGUUCUUUGAUAAGCCCGAUGAUAUUUAUGGUUACCUGGCAAAUUACUUCUCAAAAUUAUCAUCGCCACCUGUGAUAAGCAGACUAUUGGGGAAAGAAAUGUAUGAUGGAAAGGGUCAACUAUCCCUGCAGGCACAGGUCCUCUGCAUCAUCAAAAACGAAGAAAAGACGACAUGUUCUGCUGUGAUAUCAAGCCACAGUGAGGUCCUCGACAACAGUUUCCAGGAUCCAAGUGGUGUGACCAAUAUCAACAAUGAUAAGAGGAGGGAUUCUGUGAUGGCCGCUCUCCACUGGAUCCAUGAAUCACUGAACACAAUCCUAAAGGGCUCUGAUCCCUGCGACCAGACAGGAGUGGAUAAAGUACUUAGUGAUUUCUUCAUGGCCCGCUACCUGGAGGACCAGGACAUUCGGAACAGAGAGAAGGAGAACCAGCCACCUAGUGUGCCUGUGCCUGAGCCAUCCCCUCCCACCGCACCCCCCAAAGACAAGAAGGGUGGAGACAAAGGCAAAAAAGGCAACAGCACAGAGAAGCCCAUUCCGCCUCCAGAGCCCUCAGAGCUGGUCCUGCCUGGCAGCAUGGCCAUUGGUUCAGUGUCCUUGGCUGUGGCCAAGACUGGGGCUCUACUGCAAUGCAUCCCCCUGUACAAGUACAUCAAAGCUCUGCGAAACCAACAACCGUGUCCAAAAGAGAUGCACAUCCCUGUGCCCUUGGUAACUUUGUUGAGCUGUGGCAAAAUGUCCCCAGGAAAACUCAAUUUACUGGAGGAAGUCAUUGUCAUCCCUAAAGCUGGACAAAGACUCAAACAAAUCAUUACAAUGGUACUUGAGCUUCAAAAGGAGAUGAUGAAAAUAAUGAACGCUGCUUCAAAAACAGGGCCCGUACUGACAACAGUGUCUGACUCUGGAGCCUUAGUUGUUGGGUAUGAGCGUCCUGAGCAGCCUCUCGAUCUAAUUACUGAAGCAUCUAACAAUCUUGGAUUGGCACUUGGAAAGGGGAUACAUUUAGCAGUAAACUGUGCUGCUCACAACCUAAUGGACUAUCCAAAAGGAAAGUAUGAAGUUAUUACAGGAACACCCAAGUCUCCUGAUGAACUAGUGGACAUGUAUGAGGCUUUGAUUAGUAAAUAUCCAGCAGUCGUAGCUCUGAUCGAUCCUCUGCGAAAAGAGGAUGUGGAGCAGUGGGAGAGACUGAGCAGUGUGGUUGGAGGCUCGUGUAGCCUGCUCUCUGACAUCUCCUCCAAGCCCCAGUGUCACAGCUCACGGGAAGACGCCCCAUCUCUUCCAGGGGUCAGAGGGUAUAUCCUCAAUCAGAGCAAUGAGACCACAGUCACCGACCUGAUCCACGUCACCACAGAGAACAAAGGUACAGUGAUAAUUGGAACGACGUGCGGUGAGCCCUGCAGUGACGACGCCCUCUCAGAUGUGGUCGUAGGCCUGGGAGUUGGGUAUGUCAAACUGGGAGGUCUGAGUCGUGGAGAGCGGCUGACUAAAUACAACCGUCUGAUUUCUAUAGAGGAAGAAUUGGCCCAGCAGGGAAUACUGGGAGACCUCUUCUGGGUUAACGCCUUCUGGGCUCUGGGGAAUGCUGUCUCCCCUGGGGUAGAACACCUAGCCCCUCGGAUCUAG
Salvelinus namaycush (lake trout) is the source of this 1764-nucleotide messenger RNA. RefSeq names its product enolase 4 (gene eno4). Gene Ontology annotation, molecular function: phosphopyruvate hydratase activity; magnesium ion binding. Gene Ontology annotation, biological process: glycolytic process. Gene Ontology annotation, cellular component: phosphopyruvate hydratase complex. The transcript has 13 exons. The record is from RefSeq and is a predicted model, not a curated record. Bases 1 to 1764 code for a protein of 587 amino acids. Lineage: Eukaryota; Metazoa; Chordata; Actinopteri; Salmoniformes; Salmonidae.